Molecule: messenger RNA, 20408 nt
Organism: Pocillopora meandrina
Lineage: Eukaryota; Metazoa; Cnidaria; Anthozoa; Scleractinia; Pocilloporidae
Source: the annotation of a GenBank genome assembly
AUGAUGGUUAAUGACAGUCGUGGUGUCCAAGAACGUCCUGAUAUUCCAAUUUCUUACAAAGGAAGAGUUAAAAUUGAAGGAAGAGCAACCCUGGUUAUCAAGAACAUCAACCCUGGAGACAAUACUGAAUUUAGAUGUAUGAUAUGGGGAGGAGGGAAAAUUGAAAAUACAGUUCAGCUUAUUGUGGCAGGUACAUAUUACAGACAUAACCAUUAAUAAUCAAACAUAAAUCAAAUGCAUUCAACUUGUGUCUUUCAUAUUUCUGAUAUCUAGAAAAAGUAAAAUUUAUGGCAUAAAUUUGCACAAAUCUUUAUAUGCAGGGCUGAAAAUGGCUAGCUAACCCAACUUUUGGGAAAAAUAGUGCUACUUUUACUUGGCAUGCGAGGCUCCCCAAAAAGAAGAAAAUAAAUUCUAGCGUUUACUUUGCUGUUAUCCUCAUCAAUAAGAAUUCAAAGAGUAAUUGCUUUAUUCUUCUGGCACCAACUACUGGGUUGCUCUGUUAUACACAGAUAACUAUUAUUAAUAUGAGUACUGAGAUUUUCUCUUAGCAAAGAUGUCAAUUAAAAAUGGUCAGUCAAAACUAGACACAAUCCAACUAGUUCUAUGAUUUUGCUAAAUCAGUGAAGGAGAUUAUUGCAUGACCAUGCAGUCACAGGCAGUAUGUGAAAUUAAUUUGGUGUGAAAAAAAUGGCAUUGCUUUUCAAGUCUUUUUUGGGACUUGCCAAAGGGAACGAAAGUCGGCAUUACACCUUUUGCUGCUUUCUGAGGAUUAUGAUCUUCAAGGUUUACAGAUGUAAAUUUAGUCAACAGAAUGGUAACUUCCUCAAGUAAGUUCUGAGAUUAAGGAGGAAGUCAAGACUUAGAUUUGAUUAAUAUGUGCUGGAGCAAAAUUUCUAAAGUUAUGCAUGGAAGCAACAAACCAACAAAGUCUAUAAUCCAAGCUCUUUAUGCUCUUUGGAAGACGUUGAGCAUGCAAACAGAAAAUAAUUCAGUGAUGAUCAACUUGGCCAGGUACAUGUAGGAAUGCUGUUCCUGGCAGAUGCUGUUAUUCAUGGAGGUCAGUUCAACAGCUUUAAUUUUAUUGCUGACUUUGGUUGCUCCACAGAGAAACUGGCUGAGUUCCGCAAAGAGCUCUAAGAAACUAAAAGUAUUCAAUUUCAAUGUAGAGUAUGAAACAUUUUUGAGCUUAUGCAACCUAAACUCUUCAAAAAAUUUUCAUGUAUAAAACGAAAGCAUUUACAAUUUAGCUUGUGAGCAAGCUAAAUUGUACUGAAUAAAGUUUGAGCCUCUUCAUACUAGUUGGUUGUGGGGGACCAAUGGCUGGAUACUUUUGUGUAUUGUAUUGUAAUUGGGUAAAUUUUAAAACUCAGUCCAUGUAAAAUUUGCUAUACACCAUAUGAACCUCAUAUGGCAUAUAGCAAAUUUUACUUGUCCUGAGGUGAGAUAUAAUCUCUUUCAACUUUCAGAGGCACCACUUAUAAACCUCUCUUCGGGAGUGAAAUAUUACACUGAAGGCUCCCCUGUCACCAUGGCCUGCAAAGCUUCUGGGAAACCACAGCUGGAUGUAGCAUGGAUUAGAAAUGGAGAACUGAAAAGUUCAGGGAAGGAAGCUGCGUUUUUAAAGUUUGAUAAUAUAAACAGAACGGAUGCAGGACAAUAUACAUGUCGAGCCAAUAACUCAGUGGAAGUCACUUCCAUUGAGACAACAAUUGUAGUUUACUGUAAGUAUAGUUUAACCUUAAUUUUUAUUUCUGAAUUUACUUUAUUUAUAGUAUGAAUCCUGUUAUUGGGGUCAGUUACACAAAACUGACGAAUCUGUACAAAAGUGUAAGGAAACAAAAUUCCACCUUAAAUCCUUUUCGGCUUAGUGUGCACCAGUCUCAAGUAUGGGUUGAGACAAUUGAAUAUAGGUGGAAUAAUUUUUCACAUUAUUUUGCUUUGGAGGGCGUGACAAUUUUCUCACCAAGUCAUUGCUUCAGUUGGACUGUGUUUAACUCAGAAAAUGGCUUACAGCCAUUUGUGAGUCAUUGUGACAACCCAAAAUUUACUCCGUUUGACCAGCGCACAAGUCUAGCAUAUAUUCUGAUUCUGUGUGAGGGCUCUGGUUAGGGCUCAAUGGAAAUCCGAGGACUGGUCAAGAUCCUCACUGUCGGCUGAGAAAUUACACUUUUUUUUACUGAUAGCUGAGAUCAGGUAGUUGAUGUCAAAAUGGGCUGAAAUUAAAACUGCAUGCCCAAGGUUUGCGCACAUGUUUGCAUGUGUGGCGCUCGUAGAGAUAUACUAUUUGAGGACGAGAAUCCAUUUUAUAUUUAAUUACUCGUAAGCCUUGCCACCUUAUACUGAAUACUCGACUGCCAAAUAACACAAACUUGACGGACUGUACUAUGGAGUGAUCACAACCUUCACUCUUUUUUUUUUUAUCUGAAGACAGUGAAAGGAAAGACAAAUGCUGCGCCCGUGUAAUUGAUGUCCAUGGCUCUCUGGUUGGGAGUUGUGUUACUGCAUGCACUAUGCCGUCCCACUCUGUGAGAAAAUUAAUGAGUGAGUUGCCAGUCAUUGGAUCCUUGUGUUUGCGCACAGAUUUUUGGGAUCGCCACGGGGCAAACAUUGCAACUCACUGGAAGGAAUUGCGUGGCGAAAGUUUGUUCCGACGUCCAAAAAAAUGAUUUUAGAGAGAGAUUAUCGCUUUUUCGCUGCUCCUUUAUCAAAAAAUGGAUUAGGGUAAUGCUGAUACAAGAGAAGAGUAAGUUUUUGUUUGAAAAACCGUGUAUUAUGUAGUAAAGUCUACCGAUUAACUGGUCUCGAAAUUUAGAAAACCUAACUAUAUAAAUCGCCAAGAAAUAACUCAACUAAGCCGUGUCAGUUUUUUGUGCGUGAGUUAAGUCUAUUUCUAGCUUAGCUUAGUAAUACAAAAGAGCGCUAUAAAAGCUACCUUGAGGCAGCAGGAGAUUGAAAUGGUGUGCUGGAGCAUUAAAUAUUAAUGUAGUACAUUCAAGUGAUAAAAUAGCUACGCUGCUUCUUUGUUUUGAUCAAUGAGAACGAAUCAGCGUUGAUGAUUGGCUCAAAACUGAACCCUGUGACGAUAAGUGAUACAAACUGGUCUCUUAAGGGGCGACGCACAACUGAUGAUAUGUCCACAGUCUCUGUCGGAGUUCCCGUGAUCUUGUUUUCCCGUGAUUUUUCUCAAACAAACUAUCACUUGAACUGGGGAUUUCCUCAGGUUUUUUUCAUCGCUUAUUUUAUCCUUUCAGUGAGCAUCAGCUCGGUAAAAAUAAUUUCCAUCUCCGCUGACAACGACUUCUCUCCUUUGAGGAAGCAUAUUUUCAAACGUCGUAAUUUGUUUAUCUAAUACGUUAGCAAGUAUAAAAAUAGGCUGUACAUGUAUAAAUACAACUGAAAAGACUUAAAAGAGUUAUUUCCUAGCGAUUUCUGGGUAAUUUUGUACUACUUUGAGACCAUUACGCGAUGACGAUUUCACAAUAGACCUUACGCAAGGAGAGAAGUAUUUCGUGGUAACUUCUAAGGUAACAACAUUAUCUUUUUCCAUGUAUGAUAAAACUACUGCGAAAAAGCCAUAAUCCCUCGCCAAAAUCGCUUCUUUUGGACGUCCAAACAACCUUUCACCAUACGUUCCUUUAUAGCGAGUUUAAUGUUUGCCCCGUGGCGAUCCCAGAAACCUGUGCGCAAACUCAAGGUCCGAUUACUGGCAACUCAUUCACAGUUUCCGUGUUUGCAUAUACGCAGGCAUUCGACCUCUGUUGUUAGGAGCAGGUAAAAAGCAAGCAUGAACGGUAUGCCAAUCUCUAGAUUUUGAACUCACACAUUAGAAUUACACCAGACAUGCUUUCUUGGAGUAAUCCACAUACAUGAAACAUUUCCUGUAAAGAAAAAAAACAAGCAAACAAAAACGACCAAAAAUGUCCAAAAUCGCAAUCGCAACGAGAUCGCAGCGUAAAGGUUUGUUGCUCUCACCGUUCACAUUUUGGCAUUAGGGUUGCACUUGUGCAAGUACAAAUCUGUUGUAACUGACGUUCUGUGACGGCCUUUCUAACGUGCCAUAUUUAAUAUUUGCCUCUUUACGAGUGAAAGUGAGUUAAAACAGUAAUUUCCCUUACCGCCUCUUGAUUUUUGUAGAGAAAUAUCAGACCUUCUUCUAUUUUGAAGUCCAGGAAUAGUCUUAUAUCUGUCGAUGUAAGGGAAUACAUGUACUUGCAUACUUUGAGCCAUGUCAUCGUACACGUAAAUUUGAUAUUAAUAUUAAUCUACGGACAUAAUCAAGAUUAUUAUAGGAAAUCAUAUUUCAUUGGAAAUGCUGAACUUUGGAACUUGUUGCAAUCCACUAUUUUUCCUCUUUUAAGACCAGCCUAGACAGCAUUUAUCUCUCAAAACGAGAAAUUUAUAAUUCUCCUGGCUGCUAUUGAUAUAUGUUUUUAGUAUAAUUGCUCGGGCGAUUAUAGAGAUGCACGCACUCUGAUCGGUAGAGGAGUGCGUCAUAUCUCGCUUUAAUCACCUUGUGUGAGGUAAUUAUAGCAGGAGCGCCAAAUUUUAAAAUGGCUCCCUUGCAUUUUGUUAAGGGACAAAAGGGAAAGGAGAAAAUUAAGUUCUUAAGAGUGGGAAAGAUGCUAAUAAGCUUGGCGUGACACUUUCCAAGAUAUGAAAUUUUUGCUGAUGGAGUGAAAUGAAUCUGUUAAAUUCUAGUGGAACCUGGCUUAUCUUUAUACAUGUAAUCCAUAUUAUUGUAACAGAAUUUGCAAAACACAUUUACAACAAUUUGAAAGCAUUUUAGCAAGUAUACUUAAUAGAGCAGUUGUUCGCCUCAGGCUCAUUGAAGAUUGUUGAAUGACCAUCUCGACGAAGUCGAGAUGAUUAUUGGGGGGGUCAUUCAACAAUAUUCACUCUGCCUUCGGCAAAUAGAUGUUAAAUAAAUAAAAUAUAUAUAAACAUAAAUAUAUAAAUAUAUAUAUAUAUAUAUAUAUAUAUAUAUAUAUAUAUAUAACUAACUGCAGUACUGUUUCGCCCUUCUGAGCCUCAUCAGUGCAGUGCUGACGUUAAAAGGGAGGUAAGGCUAUAUAGCCACCCCAAGUGAUCUCACACAUGUGGGAUCAUCUAAGCCAUGCCAGAGUGCUCAAACUAGAAAAACUAGUGAGCAUGCAUAUAUAUAUGUUUAGUUAUUUCCUUAAUGUACGUUAGUGAUGUAGGGGGUUAGAUAGCAAUUGGAACGGCAGUUCUGUUUCUUUCUCCCUUUGCAGCCCGAGAACUUUCGUUCCAAUUGUUAUUUAACCCCUACAUCCACUCAUCAGGGGGUUUCGUUGGCAACCACGAAACAGGUCCGUAGGGAUGAACUUGUAGUUUUUUGUCUUUUUCCUCCCACAAUAUAUACAUCGCUCUACUCCUAUGUAUUGAGCACUGUUUCACGAAAGUUAAAAUUUUACACUUUUUUGUUUGUGUUGCGUGUAACGUUGUUUAAAAGUUUCUUCAGUUUGUCCAAUGUAAUUCUUUCCGGUUGUGUCAUUUGCUGUUGUUACGUUGGCGUUUCUAAACUUAGGCGCGAAAGGCGCGAAACUCUGAGCAACAGAGAAUCGAUGCGUCCUCUUUAAUUCUUUCACUUAUAUAUAUAUUUAUGUUUAAUAUAUGGCUCAGGCGUGUGGCGACUAUAAUGGUGCUCUGAUUGGCUAAGAGUUACAUCCGUACAAUCAGCACACAAAGACAACCAAAGUUCGGACUCUGCGAACAGUACGAUGAUUUGCCGAUAGUUCGACACACCGGAAGUCGAAUCGUGCUUUUACAUACCGGAAGCGGAGGGGCGUGAACAAUGUGUCAAAAUGAGUAGCAUGAAAAGAGAAAUGACAACGUGAACCUUCCACGUUCUAAAAGCGUGAAACGGCCGGAUUUCCAUUGUCAGAAUAUCAUAUUAUUUAAAUGAACCUUUUUCCUUCCUAAAGCGUUAAAUAGAGGCAUUGAAUGUUGACGAAUCGACACGAUUCGUAAGUGUGGAUACGACUCGUCAUUAGUAAAAUAGAUCCGUCUCACCGGAAGUCGAUUCGCAAAAGAAGACAAUACAUACUUAAGCGUUAAAUUGGGGUAUUCAAUAUAGACGAAUCGACUCCAUUCGCGCGGGUCGACUCGAAUUGUCAUCAGUAAAGUCGUCUUACAAAUCGACUUCGGGUAUGACAGGUCGACAUCAACUGUGACGAGUCGUUCGAAUCGUGUCGAUUGGACAAAAUCUGCAACCCCCUUUCGCGGCCACUUGCGGAAAAUUUUGGAAGUGUCUUGCAAAUCGUCUUCCGGUAUGACAGGUCGACAUCAACUGUGACGAGUUGUUCGAUUCGAGUCGAAUCGAGUCGAUCCGACAACACCUCUUACGAAGGGGGAUAUUUCUAAGUUGUCUUGCAAAUCGACUUCCGGUGUGACGAGUCGACUUCAACUGAAACUAGUCGUUCGAUUCGAGUCGAAUCGAGUCGAUUCGACAACAGUCGCAACGACCCUUGGUAAUUACUCGCGGAAUAUUUUUUAAGUGUCUUGCAAAUCGACUUCUGGUAAGACAGGUCGACUUUGACUGAAACGAGUCAUUUGAUUCGACAACGUUUUCAUCAAUCCUUGACAGUUACUUGCGAAAUAUUUCCAAAUAUUUUCGAUAUCAAUAUUUUUGCAAAUUGACUUCCGGGAUGCGUUUCCCUUUAAUGCGAGAUGGUUUAUCAGAUUUCCGGUAUAACGGGACACAUUAACCGCGCAUCGACUUCCGGUAAAACGAUUCGCAAACUGCCUUUGACGAAUCGUAGCGGUUUGGGUGUAUUGGACAACCCUCAUUUUGGUCGUACGAUCAAAUUUUUCCGACUUGAUGGGUUACUGUUGCAACUAUUAUUUUUUCAAUAAGUAUAGUCUACGCUGCGCGUUCUCCGCGCACCGCUAUUGAAUCAGUGCAGAGAGAGAGAGAGAGAGAGACCUUAUUCUGGUUGCGAAUUCAUUUUUUCCGAGACCUGAAGAGGCGAGAGAAAAUAUGAGCUAUCAGCAAAAUUUCCGCUCGUAUCAGAUGUUAAACUCUCGAUUAAUGGAUUUAUUAUUCCACUAUUAUUUUCAGUUAUUAGUGUUUUAAUUUUAGUAUGCGAAUUACAUCCUACGGCCUUAUCUGUGUAUCAUAUCGGCCGUAUGAGGUGCUCUUUCUUGCUUAAAAGUUCGCUACAGCAGUCAAAUUAAAAAAAAUUAAACAAAAAAAUUAAAGUUUGGAUCAUUCAGGUCGGCCAAUAUGUUGCUACGUAUUUUUAGCUUGUUUUAAAGUGUAAUACUGUGGCAUAUUUUGCCGGUUUUAUUACUUUAUGUGGUAAAAUGACACUGCAGUGGAAUGAUAAAGCUCAUUAAUUUUCUGAUUGAUAUGAAGUAUCACUAAUUAUUUAUUCAAUUGCUUAUUGCCUUGGCAUUUAUUCUUAGACCCGCCCACAAUUCAAAAUGUCACCACGUCAUCUAAGAAGUCUUGGAUUGGCCAGACAGUGACUUUGAAGUGUCUUUCUGAUGGUGUUCCUACACCAACACUCUCUUGGUACAAACCUGAAGGAAGUGAAAUAAACAGAGUCACAGCCAGAGAAAACAAAGAACAAGUGCCACUCAGGGGUGAUCAAGAUUUUGGUCAUUACAAGUGCAUUGCUGCCAAUGGACUUAUUCCAUCUGAUGAGAAAUUAAUAAAGAUAAGUCAGAUAAGUAAGUCAAUGAGAUCAGUGUAUUUUCAUUAAAAAGAAAACUAUAUAUGGGAUCAGCAUUUCCUUUUGCCUUUGCUCAUUAUCACUGUUUCAGGUGUAUUAGAGGUAAAAGCCAAAUUUUCUUACAAAGUAUUGGACAGAGUAACUCAUUCACUUUGUACAUCUCAUUCGAUGAUUUAACAUUUAAUACGUGCGGAUAUUUUGCAAGUCCCAUAGGUGUGUGGAAAAAAAUAAGCUUAUGUUAAACCAUCGAGUAAGGGAUUUAUUAUUCUUUCAUUUACGAACAAUUUGUCCGCUUAGUUUUCGACAUACAUCUUACGGCCUUAUCUGAGCGUUCCAUUCGCAUUUUUUCCCUCUUAAGCAGCAUUAGACCUUCACAUAUAUAACUUCCAACAGUAGACUAAACACUCCAAACACUCCAGCAUUGUAUUAACGCGCUUUAUUUAAGAAACGAUGUUGUAGUUGCGGUUGUUCAAAGCGGUUAAAACUAAAAUCAAAACAAAGAAAAGAACGUUACAAAGUGAACUGAAACGCAACGGAAAGAUGGACUAAAGCAACACUUACAUUUGUUAGGAGCUGGGAAAAAAAACUGCACUGGAGCGGCGACGAACUGUAAUGUGAAAUCUGGCUGCCGUAGGGCGAAAAGUGACCGCUUGGAAAUGGCAAGCAAAAAAAAACUGACCCGAAGAGGCUUACACGUCCUUUAGAUACUACAUUUAUAUUCAUUAAUUACAGGUUAACGCACUCAGCGAGUGAACUAUGGGGAUUUACCUGCACGAGUUCACUGACAAUGAACGAGAAAUUUCAAAGCCUCGUGCGGUUUUGAAUACUCCGAGUUCAUUGUUUGUGAACGAGUACAGGUAAAUAAUGACAAAUCACGAGCCAUGAGUACGUUAACAUUUUAAUUAUUCAAAUUGAAUACACUGCACAAAGGAACACUGCUUUGAAACCACUAUCUACAAGGUAAACUAAGCCAUGGUGCAAUGACAAUGGUGUGUUGAAUUUACACCACGGCUAUUAUACCACGAUAACGAUGUCAAGGAAGUUGUUUCGUCACAACCCAGUAUCACGUGGUACAAAUCAUCUAAUCAGAAAAUCGAAAUUCGAAGAUUGUAUGAAAGUUGAAUAACAAACUGUGAGAAGAAGUGGACUUGCAUUCAUCCUUAGUGUUGUGACAAAACUCAAAAUAAUCUCUUUUCUUAUGACACUAUGUAGAGAAACCAGGGAAAGCAUCCAUCAAAUCAGAAUCAGUCAUUCAAGCAACUUCUAUAACAAUACAAUGGACUGCACCAGCGGAUGAUGGAGGAAGUCCGAUUACAGGAUUCCAAAUGAUCUUACAAAAGGAUGAAACUGAGAUAAAAAAGGUUAAUAUCACCGAUCCUGGGACGACAAGUUAUUCGUUUCGUGGUUUGGAGAAAGAUACCAACCACACAGUGAAACUGUUUUCCAGAAAUGUUGUAUUCGAGGGAGAUCCUACUGUAUGGAACAUUAGGACCAAGUUUGAAGGUGAGGAAUCAAAAGUGAUGUCGUGAGCACUUUACACCAAUCAUUUUUUCGCCAACUUAGAUUUGUUGUGAGUAACCCAGUUUUAACAAUGUUAUCUGCUUGUCGCAUUAUAAGAUUUUCGAUUUUCAGCGUUUGUCCCCUCCUUAGUGGCCAGUUUCCUUUCCCUUUGUGAUAAUUGUUUUAGAGGUACGUGCGUUUGAAGAAGCAUAAUAAAAGUAAUGAACGUAGGUGAGAACAAUCGACAACCUACGCGGUUACGUUCCGCAAGUGCUACCCGAUUUAUCAAGUAUUGUUUACCUUGUCGGUUUUUUUAUUUUUAUUUUUUUAUUUUCUAAUGUUCAGGUCUCAAAAUCUGUUAUGUGAAUCAGCAACAACAGCCGCUAGAGAGUGAUCUUUUCUUUAAGAUGAGAAAUGGCUUGUUUUCAUUUCGCAGGGAUAAGCCCAAACCAAAACAGUUAAGGUUGCCGUUUUCAAGAAAGUUUCUUUCGAAUCUCAUCCGGCACAUAUCUCACUCAACAGAAAAAGUAUUGUGGGAACAGGUGUGAACUUAGUAACUGAAGUUGAGCAACCGUAACAUGGCGAUGAAGUUCGUCACACCUGUUAUCCCUUAAGCGCUUCUUGUCAUUGCCUCCUCGACUGGCAACCCCCCUGGAGAAAAAAUUUUGUUGUCUCGGCGGAAGAACCCGCGCCAGCUUAUGUUUGCAGAAGAAGAAUCGUAGGUCUGGACGCUCAAAUGGCUCGAGAAGCGGAGCAUGCGCACUCAUUUUUGCGCUGUGUCAUUGCAAAGUGCCUGUACUAAGUCGUGCGCGAUAUCAAACUUUGAAAAGCAGAAUAUAGUUGUACACGAACUGAGAUCCUUUCUGUAAUUACGUGACACAAACGAAUAGGGAAUUGCGACCUCAUCUAUGCAUCGGUCUUUCAUUUGAUCUCGUGUAAAUAGCAAUUAAAUACCAGUAGAAGUCAGUGUAUCGUUCAAAUUCACCUUGUAAAUGCAGUAUUUGUUUUAGGCAAUAACCGACCAUCAUUUUAGGCUUCUCAUUAUCGCUUCAUCUCAAUACUUAACUUAAUUUUGCUUUCCAUACACUAUCGUUUCAAAAAUAUCCCAAAAAAAUCCUUGACCAAUUUACAGAUUAUUUAAUCAUUGAUAAUGGUGUGACUAGGUUUGUAACAAGAAGUUGUAUAAUUAUUGAAAAUUUCACGCUGUUCGUGUUGUUGACAUCAAUCUAGGAGCCCCAGAUGUGGUCGAAAUAGACGAACUGCCAGAUGAAACAACAGACGAUACAAUUACCCUAAAGUGGAAGGAGCCAGAAAGUAAUGGAAAAGUUAUUACCAUGUAUACAGUGUACCAAAGAGUAGUGACUGAUGGGAAAGUUGGACAGUGGACAGAAAUAAAGAAAAUCAGAGAUGUUUCUUUGAGAGAAUUGAAAAUAACGUUGGAGAGAGGAAAGGUGUAUCAGUUUGCCAUUACUGCAACUAAUGAGCUUGGUGAAAGCCUAAAACAAGAGAAAGCAAAUAUCCAGCAAGUCAAAGCAAAAGAAGGUAUGUUCAAAUGAAUCUUACUUUCCCCUUUCAACGGUUUAUCCUUUUCUUUACUUAGUUUUCAAGCACUCUCCGUGUCAUCAACAUCGAGGUUUUUACGGGUGAAUUCUUCGCUUGCAAGAACCUGAAUCAACGAGAAAAAUUUUACUUACGUCGCAGUUGAUAUUUGUAUGCCAACUGCAAAUAUAUAGCAUAUCUAUUAACUGUCAUUGGCUGGCACUCACAGAUAUUUUAAGUAGUUUACUGACACAUGCUGAUCUGAAUCUGGAAAGAGAAGUCUGCAACACUUUCGUUUUGUCUUCUCACAUUUAAAUUAACCGCUUUUUUCUUUUCUUUGCCGUCAUCAGUUAGUUGAUGCCUCUCUCCCGCAAAAAAAAAAUUCACACUCCCACACUGAAUUCCGAGAACUCUUCUGUCAUUUUCACCACCACUGCACUUUACUCUUCAUACCGAUGAAAGCGACUUCGCACUUAGCUUCCUCUGCGCACCGUAAUUUCGACACCAGAUUACUGAGCCGCAAGAACUCAGAAGUGGCCUGUUGUCGGCGAUUUCGCUUUAGCUUAAUUAAGAAUGUAUGAUCACGCUGCCUCACGCAGAGAGUUUGUCAAUCUUUUCAGAGAUUUUCUUCGGUGAAGCUACACAAACUUCCUGUCUCAAGGUCAUGAAGGGGUCUUCAUUUCCUUAGGUCUUAGGUCCUAGUUUUCGGGGACUUUCGUUUUCGCUACAAGCGUAGUUCGCUUUCUCUUUGUUGUUGACCUCUUUUUAGUCUGUUUUCUGGAGCUCUUUCAACCUUCUCACGUUGGUCUUCGCAUGAUAUUCGCCAUUUUACUUCAGCCUUUUCUUGUUCUCUAUCGUCUUCCCCUCACUGUGUUCUACCUAUUCUUCGCCCUAUCAAACCCCAUUUUGCGUUUUUCUCGACUCGCUCCACGUCUUUUCAGUUCUUUCUCUCUUAGGUCGCUCUCUCUCUCUCUCUCUCUCUAUUUCCAGUCUAUUUUCACUCGAGAUCCUUUCUCCAUGAACUUGAACUGUCGUAAUUUCUUCCGUUUGGAAAAGCUUUAGCUCUGAGUAUCGUUGCUUUGCAAGUUCAUUAGAGAUUGCAAAAUACCAAGAAUCACUUUUCAACAACAACCUCACCAGUAUGAUUUCCCGGGUUGCAAAUUCUUUCCUUGCGCUGCUUCACACCCUCUAACCUUUUCUACAAACAUCUUUGAAGUCGAGUCUAAAGUCUCUUGUCGUUAUCAAGAUUGAGAUGAGAUAUUCUAGCUCUAGCUUGUCUUCGUUUAAAUCAAACUUUAGCAGCGCAUGAAACAGAUACAAGACAAAUUUCAUAUUUCAGCGGCCAGAUAUGCCAUGAUCAUUGAAAUUUGGUUUAAUGAGGACAAUCAUGAAACACGAAUAAUCAAAAGAGAAGAAUUGAGAAAAUAACAGGUUGAAGUGACUAUUCUUUUUAAUUUAAUACAAUUAUCGGAGGAGUUUGACACAAUAGAGAAAACUGUGGAGUAAACAGUCAUACUUGGCGACAUAAAGAGAAGAUAUAAGAGAAGCCCGUACGUUUCUGGCGUAUUGUUUCACUGACUCAUUGUUCUCACUUAUACCCUAUUAAUCGACCGGUAAUCUCUUAACUGGAAGUUGUUUACGGUCGUUUCUUUAAAACUCUAACUUAUUUUCCCAAACCAAAGUUCACAAUAACGCUAAAUGAAAUAUCAUUUCAACCGACGCCUACAUCAUACACGACAUCUGAAGAAGAAAACGUUAUUUAUCCUGAACCUGUGCGCACUCUGAUUGCCUUUCAUCAUGAUCGCAAAAGAAAAACUGAAGCCCCGUUUAAACGGUCAGGAUAGUUGACGAUAGUUUCAACUAUCAAGCGCGUUUGAACACGAACUAUCCUGCUCUAUCAUCGCAUUUCAUCAAAUAUCAUGUAGUUUGGACAUGUUCAAAUUCGACAUGAUAGUUUGAGAUAGUUUUUGCUGUUUGAACGAGAGGAAGAUGGUGAAUGAUAGUGGUUAGGUCAGCAGUUUUGCCAAAAACGGGCUCAAACCGAGAUGGCAAUUGUUAAAAUGUCUAAAAUAGCCGUCGAAAUUCCCCAGAAUGUCUCGUAGUUAAUUCUCAUCAUUUCCUGGUAGGCUUCAGUAUCUUUAACUUGUAAUUAACUUCUUGACUAAAAUUUCAAAUGUCACUGAAAUUGCUGACCUCAGCGUGCACCAUAUUUGUGUACAAUUACGCGAUCUCAUUGGGUGGUAUUUUGUCAACUAUCAUCGACUAUCAUGAACCGUUUGAACACAAACUUGAUAGUCAGCGAUGUGAAUGAAAGUUGAAACUAUCGUUCAGUUGUCUAUCAUCAACGAUCGUGAUCGUUUGAACGGGGCUUAAGUCAUUUGCAUCCUGUUGCUGUCGAGUGAACAUCUUUUAUGGAAGACAGAAUAGCAAGAAAUGUAUGUAAUGCGAAUUCACUGUCUAUUGCCGCUCCUUCGUUAAAAAGGAAAGUUAAAAAGUGUUGAAGGGCCUGUGGGCUCUCGUCAUUCUUCCGCGACCAAAUUCGUUCUUAGGAGGCAACUAAAGAGAUUCAGAAAGAAUCGAAACAGCAGUCUUGCUUAAGGAUCUUCGCGAACGGCAGCAAUUACACUCUCAGCCGAUGGCUGUGUGAAUAAUAUCGAAUUCAGAAAUUACAUUCCGAGACGGGACUUAUUUAUAGUGACAGGGAAUCGACCCUUGACAUGGAAAUGUAUUACAAAGAGAUAGAGUCACCCACUAGGCGUAAAUAGGGGGUCUGAGGUCGCUACGUUGAUCACUGUAUCAGCGCUACUUUUCCACCAGAGAGGAACUCGAUUAUUUUUUAACUGCUGUCAGUUACUUUCAUCCAGCUCUAAAAUAGAUCUGGGAAAUUUCUGACACCUCUUUGGCUUCUCUACAAGUCAAAGUUAACAGAUGACGAUCUAUGCAUUAGUGGGUGUGCUGCAGACCCACGGAGUCUCAUGGUUUUGUCAUCUUCAAAUCAAUUACAUGUCAAGAAUACCAUUCCUUAUUCUCAAUGUCUUAGGCUUCAUUGCCCAUACAUUGACAGUUCUGAUUUCUCAAGAUAUCAGAGGCAAUAUGCCAGUUCUUCAAAAACCCGUGGCCAUCCUGCCUUUGUCAUUCAAGGGAGUCUUUAACAACUGAUCGAAAGUCGGCAAUCCACAAACGUCACAGUAGGAAGAGAAUGAUCGUAUUCCAUAUUAGCGGCACAAUCACGCAAUAAGACUUGUCUUCUAACAAAUUUAAAUAACUUCAAAAUGAUCCAAAAACUGGUAUAUUAUUUUUGCGUAAAACGGACAACUGUUUGGUCAGUAUAAUGUUAAGACUGGCUCUACCGAUGUCAUCUAUUUCAUAACUUGCGGUUAUUUCAAAAAGUUAUACUUCGGCGAAAAGGAAGACGACUAGGGGAACGAUUCUGAAGACACCAUCGUGACACAAAAUACAAGAAAAACAAUAUCUCUCAAAUUGGCCUCCCAUUCGUACAUUUUAUGCCAGUGUUCUUUUUAAGUAAAGGCUUUAUACAUGAGUUCAAAUGAUAAUUCUUGUGCAAACAAACAAACAAAAGUUCAUUUUAAGUCGUAUUAUGUUUUUCCCCAGUUCAAACAGUAAGCACAGAAGUUUACCUGACAGCGACAAUACAGGAGAACUGUAGCAGACGUUCGGAAGUUGCUGCGAAAUUUCCAGAAAUGGUAAGAUAAUCUACUUGAUCCAUACACUGGAGUUUAAGGAAUACUGCCAUGAGAUUUAUCAUGAAAAGUGAAUCUUAAUCAAUCUGUUCUUGAAUCAAAUCUUAAUAUUUCUGUUAAAAAAAUAAGUAAAAUAAGUACAUAUGUCCUUUUUAGGCCUGUCAAAUUGCCUUCAGGUUUGGCUGCUCAUCCGCAAACACUGUGAACACCAGGUAAGGUACAGUUUGUUGUUGUACACUGAAACAACAAAUGCAAACUCAAAUUUGCCUUCUAGUAGGGGAAAGGAGCUUUAUUUCAAUCUGUUGUAUUUUAGUUGUAAAAGUGUUUUUUUUGCUCUAGCAAAUCUUAUUUAAUACAAGAUAAUUUAUGUUUGAAGUACAUUGUCUUUGAUAUUGUCUUUAUUUACCUUGGUUUAAUACAUUGGUUAAAUCUCAAUAUAUUUUAACAAUUAAAAAUCACCAAAGUUCGAACGUGUGCGAUGAUACUCUUUGCUCUCUCUCUCCCUCCCCCCCCUUAUCUAGGUGUGGCAGUGUUGUUCUUGACUUUAUGAUGAGGUUCAAUCAAACUGUAGUCGUCAGCAAUGUUUUGAUUUUCCUGUCGGAUGCUGCAAGGCAAGACAAAUUCAGAGGUUUUAAAGUCAAUCCAGACUCAAUUAAACAAGUUUUAUUACCCACAGAUGGCUUGGAAAGCACAGCAAAAGGUCAAUUUUACAAAGACAUUGUUCAAUGUUUACACGUAUUCUUCCGAAGAUGGACUUUUUAUAAUUGUAUUCCGUAUCUAUUUAAUUAAACAACUUAUUCUGUGACUGAUACACUUCCAAGUUUUUGUUUUUUCGUUGUUGUUUUAUUUAAUUCAACAAAGUCUUACUCUUAAAAAUUAUUUUAGAGAGAGUAGCACCUUACUCUUCCUUCGUACCAACCCAAUUAGAGUUAACGUUUUCCGGUCACGAACUUAUGCUAUGUAGUGAGAGCAGUGUAUCGACCAGGAUCAGUGUAAAUGUUGUUUGAAUGUUAUUUCAUCAAGCUUUGCGAAAUGAAUCAUUUUAGGUCCUGAGGAAUGUAACUGCCCAUCCAACAACGUCUUGUUGGCCGUAAUUGGGGUUCUUGCCUUCACAGUCCUUCUUUUAAUUAUUUACAUAAUCUGGCUACAUAAGAAAGGUAGGUAAAAAAUCAUAAUCUAUGUUUGGCUGCAAGAUUCUUUUUCACGCAAAAGCAAAUUUUUACUCACGUUUACAUCAUUUGUAUUUUUUCCUUUCGUUCUUUUUCAGGCGCUUUAGGGAAACAGAGGUAAGAAUUUUCUGCUAGUUGGAUUGUGUCGAUGUAAUGUGCCCGAUAUGGUUUCAUCUUAACACAAAACUCCAAUAAAACUGAUGAAAUUCUUAGCGUUUUAUAAUUAUUUCUAUGCUUUCUCAAUUGUAGGACUUAUGAAGAUGAGAGACGUGUUUACGACGUAAGUAAAUGAGAGGGAAAAAUUUGUAGUUCUACAUAAAAAAAAAGCAUAUUGCAUCAGUGGCAGAUACAAUGAAAUAAAAGAGGAAGUUAGGCUCAAUAAGGUCUUUGUCCUGUGAUCAUGUCCUUUACCAAGCCACUCCAUGGAUUUUCCUUCGAUUGUCCCUGGUUCAACCGCUUGGUUUCACUUCACAGAUCGCUAGUUGGUCUGCACCCGGUUGAUAUUUGCUUUCUAAAUAAUAGAUUUCGUGCAUUUAGGGCGUUGUAUUUUCUUGAUGCCUUAUUUUCUAAACGUGAGUUUAGGAGCUUGGUACUGCAAGAGUUGUUUCCUGCGUUUAUUUGUCAAAAUAUUGGACUACCAAUCGACAAUCUUCACGUUGCAGUUUGUAGCUUCGACGAAUAUGCUGUGAGCCUCGAUCACUCUAUUGGACAUGAUAAUUUCAAAAGCAGAGAACAAAAUGUUAGUAAUAAUAAUGACAAGAGAUUAUAAACUAUUUAUAAUCUCUUAUCAUGGAAGAAUAUAAACAUUUGUCUGAUAAAAAUGGGUGAACUGAUUUUUAUAACCAUGAGGUACUCUUUACUGGGAUUAAUAACCUUAACAGUGUGUUGGUUUAAUAGAAUGAAACAUUAUUAGAAGAUAUCGAACCAAGUCUACCUGAUUCAAGAAAACUCACCCAGCCUCAUGCGGAAUACAUGGAUCUCAUAGAAGUCAACAAAGAUGAUAGAAAAGCACAAAGUACCCCUCCAGGUGCUGAUUACGUGCCUCUUCAUCCAUUAACACGCUGCUGGGAAGUUCCUAGACAUAACGUGACCAUAGAAAAAAUCAUUGGUAAAGGUGCUUUUGGUCAGGUUGCCAAGGGAACAGCAGUAGGACUUCGAGGGAGUCCUGAAACGACCACAGUGGCUAUUAAGAUGCUUAAAAGUGAGCUCUUGUACUGUAAAUUGAAUGAGUCUUGGCCUACAGACAUUCAGGAAAUGUUACCGGGUUACUGUAAUUAUUUAGCUAUUUGCCAUUUCAUAAGUUACGUUGUUAUUCCGACAUUUCGCAUAUUAUUCCCGUUAACCAAAUUUUACUCCUUGUUUUUAAUGCUCCAGCAAACGCUUCUGAAUCGGACAAGAGAGAUCUGAUGAAAGAACUUGACACAAUGAAACAGCUAAAACCACAUCCUUACGUCAUUAAACUUCUGGGAUGUGUUACUGAAUCUGGUAUGCUUUGGUUAUGCGGGUCUAAUUUUGCUGUACACAUUUUUCUUAUGAUUUACUCUGUAACGCUUUCUCGUCAUUGAUAAUUUGCCUCAGUGGAAGGGUGACCGCUUCGUAAUUGAGCAAAACAAACAACCAUCGCAUAAGGUAAUUUUAUCUUAUUUCAGCCAACACAGACGUUCCUGGAUUUACUGAUAGACUAAGACCGAAUAUUUGCCACUGAACAGAUCAUUCUGUUGUAGAAGCAGAAACGCUUUUUGUAAGGGAAUAAUUGGUCUGUACUUUCUUAUGAGACCGUCACAUAGUUUUUCUUGUUUUCAUGCGAUUUCUUCAAAAGUGUUGACCAUGACUGGGCUAUUCAUCUAUUUCAAUUACUGCUUUUUUUUAAAAGAAAGUAACAUAUCAAUUAAAUUAUUUAAUUUCUUCAGAACAGCUGUUGGUUUUGAUUGAAUAUGUGCCUUUUGGGGAUCUGCUGGGUUACCUGAGAAAGAGCCGUGGAUUAAAAGACACUUACUACAAAGACCCGGAUAUCAAACCACAAACAAAUCUGACGUCACAGCAGCUGAUGAAGUUUGCUUGGCAAAUUGCUGAUGGAAUGAGUUACUUGUCCGCAAAAUCUGUAAGUUAGUUAAAAACACAAAAGACAAACAAUUCUAUCGUCAUGUUAAGCUCUGGCAUGGAAUAUUAUGUCUUCACAUGAUCACGCCUGGGAGAUGCAGACGUAUUCUUACCGUCUUGUCGAGGCUAUUUCUUUAGGGCCAGGAACCCUCCCGAUUUUGACGUCAUCAUAUAAGUUUUAUUUCAAUACGAGAAUGGCGAUAUUUGUGCAUCAUUGCAAGUGUACCCCAUCGAAAUAAAAUAUCUGGGUUUUUCUCGUGUGAGCAAAGGCAGAGACGUGAAGGAAUAGGAUCUUUUAAGAUAUUCAGCUUAAACUGAGUGUACAACAAAUAUUCAUUUUAGUGACAAGGAAGAAAAGGAAUUAAAACUUCAACUUAAAAAAAUCGUCUUUGGUCGCUAAACUGCUUCAUUACAGAAUCCUAUUUCGAUUAAAAUGUUAAGGUAAGCGUUCUUUGAAAUGACUACGUAUUGCAAAAAAAAAGUAGUUUGCUUCUCUUUGGAAUAUGGAGCAGUUAUUGUAGUAGUUUUAAUUUUCUGGUCUGGAAGAAAAAGAAAUACACACAGCAUAUUAUGUUGCUAGAUAUUUCUAUUUUCCUCUCUGAACCAUUUCAUUUCAGUUCUUUUUCAUCUACAAUCGCUAAUUUUUGCGGUUACAUCAAUUCUUUCUUAGAUCAUUCACCGAGACCUUGCGGCCCGUAAUGUGUUGGUUGGACAAAAGGAAAUGUGUAAAGUGACAGACUUCGGAAUGGCCAGAGAUGUGCAGCAGGAAAAUAUUUAUGAACGAAAGACAAAGGUAAUCAAGAAAAAGGGGAGGUGAGGGCGGUAUCACAUUUCGUUCAGUUUAGUGAUCUUUGACAUCAUUGUUGUGGUUGAGCUGAUAUAUUCCUGAUUUCGAUCAUGAAUUCCUUGGGACCCUAAUGAAACUAUCAGCCAUGCGUAUACGAGUACAAUUUUAAAUAUCACUAUUUCUGACUACUCACUUCCUAUAAUUCUCGAGCUGUUUCACAAAGUGAUAUUUAAAAUCUUUAGGGCCGUCUUCCCGUGAAGUGGACAGCUUAUGAGGCCUUAUUGUAUGGUAAAUAUACCACCAAAAGUGACGUGUAAGUAUACCUGAUUAUCAACCGUAGCAAUUUAUCAACAAGUUUUAUCAUUUUUAGUCAGGACUUGAAUUCUAUGCUUUGUCAAAGAAUACAUAUAUUUUAUUUGUCGUAUAUACUGUUUAUGUCUAUAGUCACUUAAUUUAUAUUCGUUUGAUUUGUCUUUCUGCAGAUGGAGUUAUGGAGUUCUGUUAUACGAGAUUUUCACCAUAGGUAACAUCGAAUGGAAUUUUAUGAGGCUCUGUUGAUGUUUUUUGCUUUAUACCAUGUUUAAUUAAACAAUGUAUCGUGUUCAGUCAGACAAACGUAAUGAGCUUCAAACUACAUCUAGUGACAAAGGUGGUGUUUCAUUGAAGGUCGUUUUUUUGUCACAUUUAUAUUUCGAUGGUCUUGUGGUUCUUCCAGGCGGUUCACCUUACCCACGAAUGGAUGGAAGAAAAAUUGCAAACUUACUCCAGGAUGGAUACAGGAUGCCUAAACCACAACACGUCGAUGAAAAAUUGUAAGUUUUCUUUAUUUGCUUGUUCUCCCUCGUCGUACAAGGAAACAUUCUUUAAAUCUUUAACAGAUUAUUUGAAUAAUACCAGGUAUCAGAUCAUGAUGAAAUGCUGGAAGAAUGACCCAGACACAAGACCAACUUUCACUGAAUUGAAAAAUCAGCUUAAGGACAUGGAAACCCUACACAAGGUCAGAAUUUUUAUCAAUAUGAAAGUUUUUUUUUUCACGUAAGACCGACUGGCUUAGGCUUAGCUAAUUAGGGUUAAACGUAACAGCAUUGAGCCUAAAUAGCGUAUUAAUAUGUACUCAUCUCUGUACUUUUUAUGAAGUCUGGAAUGCAUCUUUUUGUUAUGUUACUGAAGCUAGCACUCCACGAAAAACAUCAAAGAAGUGAACUUGAAUAUCCCAAUGACAAUUAACACUUGAUGGUUAUUUAAAAGAUCAUAGGAUGAUUGCAAAACUGCAUUGAGACGCACAAAGAGUAGCAGACGACGACGUCAUAAAAUACUUCCUCCUUGAAUUUGUUUUGGUGUGAAAACCUCACCACUCAUGAGGAUAACCACUUAAAACUUUUUUAAUGAUGCUGAUUAUUAUAUUAUUUUUCUCUGCAGAAGCUAAUUGACAUGAAAAUGUACGACAAGCAGUUGUAUGCAAACGUCGAGGAUUUAACGGUGUAGUUAGAUACACGUCCACGGUGUAUGACUGGCUAACAUUUUGAACACUUCGCCUAGACAAGUUUCAGGGAUCAAUCAUCGUUUCCUUACACGCUUACUUGGUAGAAAUAGCCAUGUUGCGUUUAGCAGUUAGGCUGGAACGUCGUAAUACAAUGGACUUUAUAUUCUUAAACGCUGAAACGCUUUGAGUUCAGCCUAUUUUCUGGCUCAAUUCUGAGGUGAAGAUGAGAUCUCGCUCUGAAAGCCAUAGUUGUGUACAAUUUUAAUAAAUUGCUUAAAACAUUUUUGCCGCAAAACCCGCUUGUUUUCAGGAAAGCUAAUCGUGCGCAUAAAUGACUUUCCCCAAGACCGCCUUCACUUGCGAUACCAACUCGAAAUACUUUUAUACGGAAUUCUAAUCAAAAUUGUACUUGGCACAUUACUUCUGCAAGAAAGU